CUCUUCCGAGAUCUUCUAACUAAAAUCCCACACAACUAAACAAGUCAACCCGACUUACAUUAAAUGAAUCGCUUUAGUCUCAGUACUCGUAUUAAUGAAACAAAACCACCAAGAAGUUAGACCGCUUCAUAAAACGAAGACCAAAUUAUUGAACCAAUUUAUUCAUUGAACACUCAAGAGAGUGACGACUGAAGAGUUUCAGUUAUUUGGAAUUACCAUCAAUGGGCGCUCACAGAAACAAUCAUGGAAAUCCCUGCAAUCUUAAUUCUCAUGAUGUAACUUGCGUAACAACAUGGAUAGGUAAAGGCCUUACCUGUUACUGCUUCAAGAGGAAGGGGUUCUAUGAACGUAUUUGCAUUACCUUGACACCCUUGCAGGAACAAAGACUUAAUAGGUUAAAGCAUCGCAUGAAGAUUUACUUUGAUCCCUCAAGAUCAGACCACCAGGAAGCUCUUAGGGCUUUGUGGUAUGCUACGUAUCCUGAUCAACAGCUCCAUGGUUUAAUAUCGGAGCAAUGGAAAGAAAUGGGAUGGCAAGGAAGGGAUCCCUCAACAGAUUUCAGAGGAGCUGGCUUUAUCUCUUUGGAAAACUUGCUGUUCUUUGCCAAGACAUUUUCUACAUCUUUCCAGCAUUUAGUGAAGAAACAAGAUGGAAAACGUGCAACAUGGGAAUAUCCCUUUGCUGUUGCUGGAGUAAAUAUAACAUUUAUGCUCAUACAAAUGCUUGAUCUAGAUGCUUUGAAAGGGAGAUCUUUUGUUAGAGCUGUUUUCUUGCAGAUGUUAUCAGAAAAUGAAUGGGCCUUUGAUUUGCUUUAUAGUGUAGCCUUUGUGGUUAUGGAUAAGCAAUGGCUAGAGAAGAAUGCCACGUACAUGGAGUUCAACGAUGUCCUUAAGUUAACGAGAGCACAGUUAGAGAAGGAACUUCUGAUGGAUGAAGUAUUAGGCAUCGAAGACAUGCCUUCAUUUAACCUUCUUUGUUAACCCUUGGAAAAUAUUAGCAAUGGCUCGACGUUUGAUGAUUUGCCGAUUUCUUAUUCCCUUGGAAGACCAAGUUAGUUGCUAGAAUGAUGUUUCUAGCUUCACCUUAUCUCCUGGAAUUUUUGGUUGGAAGAUAAAGCUCUGAUACAGAUAAAUAUACUUGUGCUUGUGCUGUUUUUCGGUUGAUGGAUAUGACCUUUUGCAGUUUUGUUGACACCAAAAAACAUUUUAGUGAAAAUUUUGUCUAGAGUAGAAGUUUGACACGAAUUGUUUUUAAAACAAAUCUUGUGUUAUUGUCUCAAUACAGAAGCCAAGGGGAGUUCUAGGGUGAUCAAAUAGUUAUUUAUCACCUUAAGGUAAAGGUGGGCCCAUUGUGGUGGCACCUUCAUGACCACAAAAAAAAAUUGUCCCCUCUAUUUUUUAUUUUGCUAAAAAUCAGUUAAAUGUUUUAUAAAUGUUAGAAAA
Messenger RNA from Chenopodium quinoa (quinoa), 1442 nucleotides. RefSeq names its product ELMO domain-containing protein B-like. Bases 222 to 980 code for a protein of 252 amino acids. The transcript has 9 exons. NCBI's taxonomy places the organism in Eukaryota, Viridiplantae, Streptophyta, Magnoliopsida, Caryophyllales, Amaranthaceae. The record is from RefSeq and is a predicted model, not a curated record.